Molecule: messenger RNA, 309 nt
Organism: Mesocestoides corti
Lineage: Eukaryota; Metazoa; Platyhelminthes; Cestoda; Cyclophyllidea; Mesocestoididae
Source: the annotation of a GenBank genome assembly
AUGUUGGGUGAUGGUUGGGAUCCCUGUGAGUGCGUAUUCAACCACGAGAGCUCAAUGCGGCGUCUGUUAAACAUUCUUCGGCAGUCUCAGGCAUACUGUAACGACGUAGUCUGUCACGAGGACCCAACAAACCAAUUAGCAAAUCAAGGGAAUGGUGAGAUCUCCAUAAUGUAUGGGCUCCUGCUAGUCUGGCUUCUCAUUACUACCGGCGUUUUCGCCUUCCGCGCCGUUCGGCCGGGUGCUGAUAAUGUGCCAAAGAAGCCUAGGCCCUCUGGUGGCAAUGACCAGGAACCGCCGGCCGUUUCCUAG